UGGCAACAGUGUUCAACUGUCAAACACCGAUACUUGUAAAACCAAAUAGGAACAAAUGGUGUUGAAGUUGGAAAAGAAUAUUGCUAUAUUUUUCUCUUCAAACACAAAAUAAUGUUGAGGAUUGAAACUGGGUUCGUAUUUUAAUUUUAACCGCAGUUUCAAUUGAAUCUGUUGAUUUUACUGUGUAGUGCCCAACUUUCAAUUCAAUUAAUUUAACUAUCAAAAAUAUGGAGAAGAAUUCUUCUACAUUGGAAAUAGGAACAAGUAUCAACAUUAAAAGGACUGAUGGUCGGAUUCAUUCGGCCAUUGUGGCCGAUAUAAAUUAUGCCAUGAGAAGUGCCACUGUGGAGUGGUUUGAGCAAGGCGAAACGAAAGGAAAAGAAAUCGAUAUGGUAGCGAUAACAACACUGAACCCGGAAUUGGUUAUUGUGAGGCCUAGUGAGCGAAACAAUUCACAGGACACUUCAACACAGAGCAAUUUGAAACCUUUGCAAAGAGUGGCAACCAGACAGUCUAUGGGAAGCAUCAAGUCUAAUAAUGGGAUAAUGAAAUCCUCUUCAAGAGUCACUGUAGGAAAUGGAUAUGGAGCUCUAAAUAAUGAUUCUUCUACCACAAAUUCGACUAAUACUCCGAGUUAUAUACCACCACCAUCGAAUAAUCGACGUACCAAUGUACUGAAAGAAGUAGAGAAAUUAAAGAAAAAUCGAGAAGAAAGGAGGCAGAGACAAGCUGAGGAGAAAGCCGAGAAAGAAGCCUUUUUACAAAUGGCUCCAGGAAACCCACAUUGGGAAUUCCUGAAUAUGAUAUUGGAAUAUCGUCGGGGUUUAGAUAUAAAACCUCUUUGUGAAAAUGAUGCUGUGGAGGAUCAUACAAUAACGGUUUGCGUCAGAAAGAGGCCUUUGAACAAACGUGAGAUGCAGAAGAAGGAAGUAGAUGUGAUAACGAUUCCUAGUAAAAAUCAGCUCAUUGUACAUGAACCCAAAAAUAAAGUUGAUCUCACAAAAUACUUGGAAAAUCAGCUUUUUCGUUUUGAUUAUGCCUUUGAUGAAACAUGCUCAAAUGCCAUGGUAUAUAAAUAUACUGCACAACCCCUGAUCAAAACAAUUUUCGAAGGAGGAUUCGCGACCUGCUUCGCCUAUGGCCAGACUGGUUCUGGAAAAACACACACAAUGGGUGGUGAUUUCAAUGGAAAAAAUCAAGAUUGUCAAAAGGGAAUUUAUGCCAUGGCUGCUGCUGAUGUGUUUCGAUUGGCCAAUUCAUCUAAAUACCGACAAUUGAACCUUGUGGUAUCGUCGAGUUUCUUUGAAAUAUACUCAGGGAAAGUGUUUGACUUACUCAACAAUAAGGCCAAACUUAGGAUAUUAGAAGAUGGCAAACAGCAAGUACAGGUUGUGGGUCUUACAGAGUUGGUUGUCAGUUCCGUAGAAGAUGUUUUGAAGCUGAUUCAAAAGGGCAACCAAGCAAGGACAUCUGGUCAAACGUUUGCCAAUGCAAAUUCAUCAAGAUCGCAUGCAGUUUUCCAGAUUUAUCUGAGGUCAAACAAUAAUAUGCACAAAAUACAUGGUAAAUUUUCGCUUAUUGAUUUGGCCGGUAACGAACGAGGGGCGGAUACAUCUUCUGCUAAUCGACAAACAAGAAUGGAAGGAGCAGAAAUUAACAAAUCCCUACUUGCCCUGAAGGAAUGCAUAAGAGCAUUGGGGCGCAAAGGAGCGCACUUGCCCUUUAGAGUGAGCAAAUUAACACAAGUUCUUAGAGAUAGCUUCGUAGGCAACAAUUCUCGAACGUGUAUGAUCGCUAUGGUCUCGCCAGGCGUUAACUCUUGCGAACACACUCUGAACACUCUCAGAUAUGCAGAUAGAGUUAAAGAAUUAGGUGGUGGUGACCUGCAAACAAGUGAUGGAAUUAAUGAAGAACAGGAAGGUUUGCAGCAUUUAAGAUCCUUGAGCGAAGCAGAUAUGACUCCAGAAUUGUUGGAUUUUCACCAAGUUAUCUCAGACUUGCAAAUUGCCGAGGAUAAUAUGUUAGAUAACCAAAAGCAGUUAUUUGAUAGUAUUAGAACAGAUGUAGAUAAACUAUCUCAACUAUUGAAGAUGACUGAAGAAGUGGCUUAUGAUCAAGAAGCUUAUUGUAGAAGUUGGCACGAAAUCGGCAAUAACUUGGUUUCAAAUGUAGUUAGAGCAAUGGAAAUCGCUGCUGAUUACGAGUCAAAACUUGUUGCAGAAGAACAGUUAAGUAGAAGAACAACAAAACGAAAAUAAUUCCAAUAAUAUUCUGCUGACAUCAAUAAUAAUUUUAAAUAUUUUCAUUAACCAAUAUAAUACAUCAGAAAAAUCAAGUGAUUCUCUCAAAUUUGGAGAACAAUUGGAUUUUCAUCAAUAAAAAUUUUUCAUAUGCAAACUGAUGAAUGGUGUUCUUCUUGCAGCAACCCAUCGAUUUUAUUGAAAAUUUUUAAUUGUAUAAAAACUUUUUAUCUCACUUGAGUUCUGCUUUUGUUAUUGCUAAUUCAGGUGUUUUUAGGGAAAUUGGAAAUUUCAGGAAAAUUUCUUUUAUGAAUUCAUCCUACUUAUGGAAGUACUUCAAAAACGUUAGUCUAACUAAGUGGUGGGAAUGCGAUGUUAUAAUCGUAUGUUAUCUAAUUUUUGUACAUUAUCAAGUAAUCCUCAAAAUUAUUCCAUAACCUAUUUCAAAUAUAGUAUAGGAGACUUGACAUAAACUCAUAAAGGCUGUGGCUGGUUAACAGAAAUCAAGUUAUAUCCUAAAAUGAAAGAUAUCAGUAUUGAGUUUGAUUGAAAAUUUGGGGCAUCAUAAUGGCUGCUAAAAUUAAAUUUGUUUCAUUUAUAAGACAAGAAUUUUAUAAACGACACAGAAUUCAAGUUAAAAGCAGGUAAAUAGACUACAUUGAUACUGAAAAUAUUCAGCUUUUAACAAUCCUUGGCCUAUUUGUUGAAGAAAACAAAAAGAUUGCUCAUAAUGAGGAGAGUUAGCCUCGAAAUAAGAAAGGAAUAAAUGGACCAAGGGUUCAAGAUAGAAUAUGAAUUGUGAAAAGCACAGAUAGAAAUUUCAUCUAGAUCUCUAAAUAAGAAAAAAAAUUAACAUCAGAUCUGAAAUAGAUUUGGGACAGUGAAAGAAGAUAGGGGACAAACUAACCUGAACAUUCUAGAGAUGCAUAGGAGAAAAAGUUGGUUUUUUUAGUCCCUAAUAUUGUUUUUGCAAGGAGAAAAUGAUACCAUUCAGAAUAUCUGAACUGUAGAAUAUCGGUAAUGAAUAUUUUUGCACAAGAGGAAUGAUACAAUUGUUCAUUUAUCAUAUUAUAUGAUGUAUUAACACCUAGAAAACAUUUUUUGUGAAAUUGUAUGACCUUUUGGGGCAUACAUUGCGAGUUCCGCCACAUUUAUAUAGUCUAAAAUCGAGUAUUGACUGAGAAAGUAGAAAGAUAUUUUUCAUAGACAUAAUUAUAUUUGAAAUGUAUGUUCAUCACCAAUAGAUAUAAAAGCUUAUGAAUUGACACAAACUCCUUUUAUUCUUAAUUUUUUUGUAUAAAUGAUUUUUUAUUUAUUAAUAUUUCAGACUUAUUACAAAUUAUUUAUUAGGUUCGUUAAAAAAGAACCACGAUGACGCUUCAACUUCAUUUUCAUUCAUACAUUCCUAAAAUUAACUUUUAUAACUGUAGAAGUUUUAAUCUUCAGGCAUGAAAAAUUGUAUUUCGAAAAUUUAAAUUAUCCUUUGUUCGAUAUUUCAAAGUGAAUGACUUGCCGAGUUAAACUUGACAAAAAGCUGCAUUAUAAACUAAUCAUUUCUUGUAAGUUGAUAUAAAUGAUAAAAGAAUACAUUUGAA
This is a messenger RNA of Coccinella septempunctata (seven-spotted ladybird), 3835 nucleotides long. Its product is annotated as kinesin-like protein Klp10A. Gene Ontology annotation, molecular function: ATP binding; microtubule binding; microtubule motor activity. Lineage: Eukaryota; Metazoa; Arthropoda; Insecta; Coleoptera; Coccinellidae. The transcript has 9 exons. The record is from RefSeq and is a predicted model, not a curated record. Gene Ontology annotation, biological process: microtubule-based movement. The coding region runs from base 228 to 2258 and encodes 676 amino acids.